Messenger RNA from Protopterus annectens (West African lungfish), 2167 nucleotides. RefSeq names its product D-beta-hydroxybutyrate dehydrogenase, mitochondrial-like. The coding region runs from base 1 to 816 and encodes 271 amino acids. Gene Ontology annotation, molecular function: oxidoreductase activity. The transcript has 4 exons. NCBI's taxonomy places the organism in Eukaryota, Metazoa, Chordata, Ceratodontiformes, Protopteridae. The record is from RefSeq and is a predicted model, not a curated record.
AUGCAUCCCCGUCAUUUGUUUCCUAACAUUGUCAAAGGACAAGUGAGCCGGGCCUCCAGAAUCAACACAGAUGAUAUACAAUUUGAACAAGAAUUAGAUAAUCUCACAGGGUAUUUUGAACAGAGAGGUUAUGGGAAGAACUUGGUUAGGAAUGCAAUAGAUGAGAGCGUAUGGGGACUAGUUAACAAUGCUGGAAUUUCCAAAUGGGGUGAAGUGGAAUGGAAUACAGUUCAUGAUUAUAAGAGAGUGGCUGAGAUAAACCUGUUUGGCAGCAUCCGAACAACAUUAGCAUUCAUUCCUUUAAUUAAAAAAUCAAAAGGACGGAUGGUAUUUAUGUCCAGUACAAAUGCAAUAAUCACUCCACAGUGUAACAGCAUAUACUGUGUCACCAAACGUGGAUUAGAGGCCUUUUGUGAUUCACUGAGGAUCGAAAUGAAGAAGUUUGGAGUAAUCGUAUGUGUUGUUCGUCCAGGGGACUUCACUAGUGCAACUAAAAUUCUGAAAAAACAAACUGCUGAGGACAUCUGGAGCACGUUUUCUGAAGAUGUGAAGCAAGUAUACAGCAAGGAAUAUGUUGAUACCUAUAUUAAAUCAAUAGAUAUGAGACUAAAACGCCAAAGCAGAGAUCCCGAUGAAGUAGUUUCUACUGUCGUUAAAACACUAAUGAUUUCAAACCCAAAUGCAGUAUGGACAGUGGCAUCUGUAGCAGAAACAUCACUGGCUUUCAUCUGUUCUUAUUUCCCGUAUUCUGUUCUUGUACCUUUAUUCUACUCUCUUGGAGGUGAAAAGGAAAGGAGAGUGCUAAUAAAUCAGUAACUAUAAAACUUACCUUCAUUUGACACUACAGUGACAUCUUGUGAACUAGAACUGCAAAAUAGCUACCUUUUUGAUAUCUCUAUGUCUGCCUCCUCCUGUCCUUCAGCAAGCAUGUUUUUGGCCUGUGUAUUUACUUGGUAUCAAAAAUGAAGCAUAAAAAAGGACAGACUUGGAAAAUAUCACAAAAUGCAUUCACACUCAGCAUUUGUUGACUAAAUGACAAGUGUUUUGCAUACAUAAUAUUAAUCGCAAGAACGAGGGAUCAAGGAAAGCAACUGUUAAUCACAAGAACGAGGGAUCGAAAAAAGAAACUGUUUUCUGUAUGUUAGGAACUGUUUGCUAUACAUUAGAAAUAUUUUUGUACUCAGCUUAUUUGAAAGUCAAAACAGAUGGAAUAUUUUUAAGUGGUCUUAUAUUUUUAAAUUAUGAUAUCAAUGAAGAAUGCAAUUCAGUAAUACAUGCAUACUUAAAUUACUUGAUAUCAUGAUGAACACCAGUUUAACUGGAGGAUAAUUUUUUAUAUUAUUUUUAAUUCACUGUUUGUCUUUAUAUUGUACUUCAUAAUAGUUCCUUGUUGCUCAUGUGAACAUUGGUAGUAUGAAUUCCACUUGUUUCUGAAAAAUUAAUUUGAAGGGGAAUUCAAAGUCAUCUUUUAAGUGGGGGAGAAACAUGCCAUGUUACCCAUUUAUGGGGCAUUGCUCUUUCUUCUUACAUACUUAAUAUAACCUACUCCAUAGGAAAGGGGAAUUAUGCUCCAGCACCCCAUUCUAAAAGAGAGCAAUUCUAUAGUUAAUGUCACUUACACUGGUACUCCACUGUACACCCCUACAAUGUUCAGCCAGUCAAAACACAUCGAGUUCGGUGUGCUUUGCUUUUCAGUCUUUUAGAUCAGAAGUUAUUUUAGUUUACAUUCUGCAUGUUUGAACAUAAAUCUAAGUGACACAUUUCUAAGAAAGCUGUGAUCUGUGGAUCACUCUUAUAUUGCUUCAUUCUAUACUGCAUUAAAAAUGGCUCCCAUGGAUUUGGUUGGUUUGUAAGUUCCUCAGGAAACUUCCUCAGUUACUUUUACUCAUAAAUGUAUAGCAUCUUCUGCUAUUCCUCGCAAUAUACUGUAGUAUUGAUGUCUGUGUGAACCAUUACAGCCUGUUUUGGGGAUAUUUUUUCCUUUCACCGAUAUGGUGCAACCAUGCUGUUAGUAUAUCUGUAUAAAGGGGUGAUGCCAAAGAGCACUGUUUCAAUAACUACUUGUGAUUUUAAUUUAUGCUUUUGUUCAGAUGUAAUUGAGCAAUUUCUGUAUGAUUAAUCAUUUAUUUAUCUUAUAGAAGAAGCAUUAAAAUGCACACUAGAUAUG